AUGACUGUGCUACUGGUAGAGGCGUUCUACGGUGGCUCCCACAAACAGCUGAUAGACCUGCUUAGAGAGAAUGUGGAAGACUGCGUGGCCUACACACUGCCGGCUAAGAAAUGGCACUGGAGGGCCAGGACAGCAGCUCUGUACUUCAUGCAGGCUAUCCCGGCUAGCCCCUCAUACAGGUAUACACAGAAGCAAGACUGUUGGAAUUGAUACAGUGCUGAUUAAGACUGCUAGGUCAUUGUUAUUGCGAAAUAUACACUUUUUUUGUUGGUCUUUCCGAGACGUUGUUUGUGAGUUUGCAUGUACAGUGAGCUCUGUAAAGGGGAAAUCCAAUUCCUCUGUUUUGGCACAGUGAGAUGGAAAGUGGGCCAUGCGGUUGUCAGCCAUUUUAAGGUACCCUUGUAUCACUCACUACUAGACUUCAGAGAUUGGGAUUCCAUUAGGUCAUUGACUUCCACAGAGAGGGUUUAGGUCAUAUGUAAUGAGACACAGCUGCUUGAAAUGUCCCCAACCUUUCACUCUCUAUUUUUCGGUGUCAAUAUGUUUUCUGUUUUUUUGCACAUUGCUAUUAGGGGAAGAACCCAAUGUGUAAAAGUACUUAGCUAUCUUUUCUUUGCACUUUGGAAUUAAAUCUAUGUUUUAUUAGGGAAACCCAGAUCAAUGAGCUAUCCUGUCAUUAAACCAGAGGGUGCAAUAUGAUUAUUAUUCAUCAUUUUAUUUGAUGAUAAACUCUGCUUUGCAGAAACUGUUUUGAUUCAGGGCUUGGGGAGUACUUCACAGAUGAUUGGCAAAUAUAGGGCGAUUUACUAUACAUUUGGUGAAGCGAUGCAUGAUGCUGCAGCUCACCCACACACAGGGCUAACGCUCAGAUUGAUGUGUACUUGUCUGGUUUUGAUCCCUCGCUGUCAUCUCUGCAACACCGCAGUAACAGUCGCUACUGGAGAAACACAGUGGGCGAGCCAUGUCACAUUUGAGUAGAAUUCCAAAUUCAAAAAGGUCAUCAGUCAAAAUGAAGACAGGUAGUCAAAUCGAUAGUGGCUAGCAGAGGUGUGGACUCGAGUCUGACUGUUGUCACAAAUGUCAUGACUUGAUAGAAAAUAAAAUAAUUUGAGACUUGACUUGGAGCUUCAAGACUCGGGACUCGAUUUUGAUUUGAGACUGAUGACUUGAAAUUAUCUGGCCAGGUUUUGUAACGUUUUGUCGCUAAUUUUGUGCCACAGUCUCCUUGGAUUAUUCUCCACGUAGCCAGAGACAGUAUUGCAUUUGCAAAAAAUCUGAUUGGCUGGUGAAACACACUCAGCCCUCUGAUUGGACCAGCAAACUGUCAAUCAACACAGGUCGGGUGAACUAGUGCAAUGGGAAGGUUUAAGAGGUGCAAGUGUGAAAUUCAAUGGGGAAAAUAUUAGUUUUUUAAUACAUAUUUUAAUAGGCUACAUAAUAUUAUAGCCUACCAUUUGAUAUUUAUACCUUUGCUUAUUCGAUCUGGUCACUAACAUAGGCCUACGGCAUUGCACCAAAUUAUUGUUUCAAAAACAUCUAAUUUGUGCUUCAGAAAGAAAAGCUUGCGGGUCUUGACUGUUGACCAAUGAUCAGUCAUCAAAAUUGGCGCGCAAAGGCGGCCAGCAAAGCGCUUGUUUAUUAUUUUCCGGUUUUGCCUGGCAAAAACAGAGGCGAAAACAGAGUAGCCUACCUACAUUAAUAUUACCCAUAUAAAGUGCCAUUUAGCAAUCUGCUACUGACGCAUCUUUGACACAACAAUGGGCUACCUGGUGAUUUCAUAGAUAAUUUUCAUAUUUAAAAUAGGCCUAGUUUGGGUGGGUUAAAAUUCUUUACGUCAGUGGUGGUACUGGCUAUGACUAAAGAUGGCGAGCUGUAACAUCGCACUACCUUCAAUACUUAUGGGAUGAAAAUGUAACAUUCUGGCGAAUUAAUUAUGAUAUUUGUUAGGAAGAAAAAGGCUACAGACAGAUCAUGCUUUCCAUCCGAUCCUUCAAGCCCCGCUGCAUACAGGUUGGCGGUAAUGAUCCUGCUUGCUCUUGACUCCAAAAAGUGACAAUGUGUCAUGAUAUCCCUAGUUGAUAUUGACUGCUAACAUGAAUGACUUUCAGCUCAAAAUGCAGGUGUAAAACGCAGUGUAUUUCUGUAUCUUGCGUUUGGAAAAUGCAUCACCAUUUAUGGCUGUUAUGACAGGCUACAUUUGCGCAGCGAUUGUGCGCGCGUGUUCGCCGUGUGGGCGCGUGAGUGCGCGGGGGUCGCAAACUUUGAGUUUGAACCACUCAUUUUUGGGGGUCGCGGGUCAGAACCUUUGAAAACCACUGAGCUAGCGAACAGAUUGCUGAUUUGCUGUGCAGCGCAAACUUCAAAUUGUAGGGAGAUUGUAGGAUUGCCAUAAAUGAAUAUGCAGCUCCAAAAGUUGUUUGGUCAAUAACAGUGGUGGAAAAAGUACCCAAUAGUCAUACUCGAGUAAAAGUAAAGAUACCUUAAUAGAAAAUGACUCAAGUAAAAGUCACCCAAUAAAAUACUACUUGAGUAAAAGUCUACAAAUAUUUGGUUUGAAAUAUACUUAUGUAUCAAAAGUAAAUGUAAUUGCUAAAAUAUACUUAAGUAUCAAAAGUAAAAGUAUAAAUAUCUUAUAUUAAGAAAGCCAGACAGCACAAUAUAUAUAAGUACGGAUAGCCAGGGGCACAUAAUUUACAAAGCAUUUGUGUUUAGUGAGUCCACCAGAUCAGAGGCAGUAGAGAUAACCAGGGAUGUUCUCUUGAUAAGUGUGUGAAUUGGACCAUUAUCCUGUCCUGCUAAGCAUUCAAAAUGUAAUGAGUACUUUUGUGUGUCAGGGAAAAUGUAGUUGAACAACUCAUUGCCUGUAUAGAUUUUUUAUUUUACUUGACUUGAAAAAAACUUGUGACUCGAUUUGACUUGCUCUUAGAAUGCACGACUUGGACUUGACUCAAGACUCAACCAGUUCUAUUUGGGACUAUUUGGGACUGGAUCUUGAGACUUGAAUAAUCGUGACUUGGUCCCACCUCUGGUGGCUUGGUACAUCAUGGCAUGUCAUGUGGCUAAGUAAUAUCUCAUACAGUAAGUGACUAACCAACCCCUUUUCUCGGUUCUGCUGUUUGUUGCCAUUUUGGAUUUUGCAGAAUUAGAUAUUUGAUGUUCCCUCUAUGGGACGACAAGUGGUAAUUCAGCACAUAACAAAUCAAAAUGUUCUACUUAUUUAUAUGAAAAAGGUAAAGUAAAAAAAAAAAAUCCAUCUCCACUGAAGGGAUACUUUAAGUAAGUCCUGCAGUUUGAGUGCGUCUAAUUCUUAACUACACAGGAUGUCCCUGUGGACUAUUCUUGGCAGGAAAAAGGUAAAAAUAGAGAACUCUCAUCUGGUUUGAGUCAGAGCCCUGCAUUACCGACAGAGUUUAGGGGGUGAGGGUGAUUUCUGUAACAUGCAGUCCUGUAGGCCUCUUUUAGUUUUGAUCGAAGGCCCAAACAGUCUAGGAAAUUGGGCUAAUCCCAUGUCUGAGAGGCACACGGGGACGUGAUCUUAACGAUGGCUCGUGGACUCAGCCACAUCAAAGAUUCCUCGCUCAUGGGUAAAGGAGACUGACUGACUGAUGAAGGGAUGGGCCAAGGCUUGAAGUGGAGGAUGGGGUCACGUAGGGAGAUGCUGGAGCUUCAAAGCCUCACCGCUGAGCACGCAACAGAUACAGAGACGCCGCAGAGGGAGACGGAGAGAGAGAGAUAUGCUUUUAGAGGGCUGCGGUGGAAAUGCUGCAUUGUCUGAGAGGCUGCAGGAGAGCUGGGCAGGGCUGGGUGGAUUAUCCUGCUUGGGAAAUUAUUCGAUUUUGGUGAUGUUACUAUUUUACCUACUGGUUACGAUCAAUGGGUGGUAUUUAGCAGGAUUUAUCCCUUUAAUGGAUGAAAGGCAUUUUAGUGGUUGGCAUUGGCAGCAGUGGGGACAUUCAAGUCUGAUAUAGCUCGGCUAAAAAGAGAGCUAUCCCUCACCUCCCAGCGUUUCAUUUUAGUCAGACAUUAGUAAGCACGAAGAUAUGGAAGUAAGGCCCGGCGUUUGUUAGACAUUAAUGUACAGUGCAUUCGGAAAGUAUUCAGACCCCUUUACUUUUUCCACAUUUUGUUACGUUACAGCCUUAUUCUUAAAUUGAUUAAAUUGUUUUUUUCCUCACCAAUCUACACACAAUACCCCAUAAUGACAAAGAAAAAACAGGUUUUUGAAUUUUUUGCAAAUGUAUUAAAAAUAAAAAACAGAUAUCACAUUUGCAUAAGUAUUCAGACCCUUUACUCAGUACUUUGUUAAAGCACCUUUGUCAGCAAUUACAGCCUUGAGUCUUCUUGGGGAUGAUGCUAUAAGCUUGGCACACCUGUAUUUGGGGAGUUUCUCCCAUUCUUCUCUGCAGAUCCUCUUAAGCUCUGUCAGGUUGGAUGGGGAGCGUCGCUGCACAGCUAUUUUCAGGUCUCUCCAGAGAUGUUUGAUCGGGUUCAAGUCCGGGCUCUGGCUGGACAUUCAGAGACUUUUCCCGAAGCCACUCCUGCGUUGUCUUGGCUGUGUGCUUAGGGUCGUUGUCCUGUUGGAAGGUAAACCUUCGCCCCAGUCUGAGGUCGUGAACACUCUGGAGCAGGUUUUCAUCAAGGAUCUCUAUGUACUUUGCUCCGUUCAUCUUUCCCUCGAUCCUGACUAGUCUCCCAGUCCCUGCCGCUGAAAAACAUCCCCACAGCAUGAUGCUGCCACCACCAUGCUUCACCGUAGGGAUGGUACCAGGUUUCCUCCAGACUUGAUGCUUGGUAUUCAGGCCAAAGAGUUCAAUCUUGGUUUCAUUACAUUUACAUUUACAUCAUUUAGCAGACCAGAUAAUCUUGUUUCUCAUGGUCUGAGAGUCUUUAGGUGCCUUUUGGCAAACUCCAAGCGUGCUGUCAUGUGCCUUUUACUGAGGAGUGGCUUCCGUCUGGCCACUCUACCAUAAAGGCCUGAUUGGUGGAGUGCUGCAGAGAUGGUUGUCCUACUGGAAGGAUCUCCCAUCUUCACAGAGGAACUAUGGAGCUCUGUCAGAGUGACCAUUGGGUUCUUGAACUCCUCCCUGACCAAGGCGCUUCUCCCCCGAUUGUUCAGUUUGGCCGGGCGGACAGCUCUAGGAAGAGGCUUGGUAGUUCCAAACUUCUUCCAUUUAAGAACUGUGUUCUUGAGGACCUUCAAUGCUGCACACAUUUUUUGGUAACCUUCCCCAGAUCUGUGCCUCGACCUAAUCCUGUCUUGGAGCUCUAUAGACAAUUCCUUUGACCUCAUGGCUUGCUUUUUGCUCUGACAUGCACUGUCAACUGUGGGACCUUUAUAUAGACAGGUGUGUGCCUGUCCAUAUCAUGUCCAAUCAAUUGAAUUUACCACAGGUGGACUCAAGUUGUAGAAACAUCUCAAGGAUGAUCAAUGGAAACAGGAUGCACCUGAGCUCAAUUUCGAGUCUCAUAGCAAAGGGUCUGUAUACUUAUGUAAAUAAGGUAUUUCUGUUUUUAAUUUUUAAUACAUUUGCAAAAAUGUCUAAAAACCUGUUUUCGCUUUGUCAUUAUGGGGUAUUGUGUGUAGAUUGAUGAGGAUUAUUUUAUUUUUUAAAUCAGUUUUAGAAUAAGGCUGUAACGUAACAAAAUGUGGAAAAAGUCAAGGGGUCUGAAUACUUUCUGAAUGCACUGUAUUUGCAGAUAGAUGAACUCACCCUCACCAUCCUGACCCCCUGUGCUGUGUUCUGGUCCUCAGGGUCCUGUUUGCCAGUUCUGUGCUGAACCUGUCUGAACUGGUGGCCCUGCGUCCUGACCUGGCCACACUGAAGAAGGUGCUCUACUUCCACGAGAACCAGCUGGUCUAUCCGGUCCGCAAGAGCCAGGACAGAGACUUCCAGUACGGAUACAACCAGGUCCUCUCAUGGUAAAGACCGGCCCUGCUUUGAGUGUGCAGUACACAAUGUAUAAUAAAGUACACAAUCUAUCUAGUGCACAGUGUGUGUACGUUAUUAUCACAGUUAACAGUAGCAACAAGAGGUCGUAACAAGCAAAGACGAUGAGCAACACGCAUAAUUGGUCUGUUUGUUUGUGUAUUUAAAAUAAACAAACAACACACUAUUCAUACGGUAAUAGUUUGUCUUAAUGAGCAUGUCUGGGGCGCAACAUGAUUGGUUAAUUACGGCAGGCCGACAUGAUGCCCUCUGGGUAAUUGAAGUCACUCUUGUCGAGUGACUGGGCUGUCAUUAAUCAGAAGGCGAACAGUAAAGAGAGAGGCACUCUAAAGAAAAGUGAUUGUUGUUGAUCUGCAUAGGGCAACGCGUCAAUAAGUCAGUUCUGCAAGGCCCACUCAAUCUACUUUAAUGUCAUUAACCCAGUCAAAUAUGGCAGCAUUAAAUAAUAUGCUACUCAAAGGGAAUGGAUCAUUAAGAGAUGUUUGAUUGGAUUCAAGCCAGAUUGCUUUGCUAAUUUGAAUUAUAAUGCAGGGCUUUCGUUCUAAUGGAAGAGAAUGGGAGCCAUUUAAGACUGUACUGAUAAAUGCAGACUAUGCUGAAUCGUUCCAUGUUGCACACACCGAAUCUGCAAAUGAAGCAGUGUCACUUUGUGUGUGUACGUACGUGUGUGUGUCACUGACUGUGUGUGUACCCUCUUCUUUUCCUUCCCCCCAGCUUGGUGGCAGAUGUGGUGACGUUCAACUCUUCUUUCAAUAUGGAGUCUUUCCUGUCCUCCAUUUCGUCCUUCAUGAAGAUGAUCCCCGACCACAGGCCCAAAGACCUGGACAAGCGCAUACGCCCAAAGUGUCGGGUCCUCCACUUCCCCAUCCAAUUCCCCCAUGUCACAAGGUCAGUGUCAUCAUCCCUGGCUACAGUAAUUUGCCUUCUAGGGAUAACCAGGCCACUGAUUAAAUAA
Molecule: messenger RNA, 6903 nt
Organism: Coregonus sp. 'balchen'
Lineage: Eukaryota; Metazoa; Chordata; Actinopteri; Salmoniformes; Salmonidae
Source: the annotation of a GenBank genome assembly